This is a messenger RNA of Schistocerca cancellata (South American locust), 606 nucleotides long. RefSeq lists its product as uncharacterized. The record is from RefSeq and is a predicted model, not a curated record. The transcript is spliced from 3 exons. NCBI's taxonomy places the organism in Eukaryota, Metazoa, Arthropoda, Insecta, Orthoptera, Acrididae. Bases 1 to 606 code for a protein of 201 amino acids.
AUGGAUGUAGAUGUAGAUGUAGAUGUAGGCACUGUGCAGGAUGGUGGUAGCUUCACGAUGUUACCCUACUUCCUCAGUCAAGUUUUUGAUGACGCAGACGGCAAAAGAAAGAGCCUUGCGAAGAAGUUUAUUGAAGAGCCUCCUGAAUCGAGGGCGCACAAUAUCAUGACGGUGGCGCGAGACGGUAUUGCAGUUGUUAUGAAUGACUUCGCACUAGAUAUAAUUUCAUUGGGAAAGGAGACACGACUCAGCAUUCAGGUCAUUGAAGAGCCUCUGCGCACGAUCUACACGUCAUUUGUGGUUCCACGGCGAUCUCCUUUUGUUGACGCCAUCAACAUAGCCACUUUGCGCUUGACGCAAUUUGGCAUACUUCCAGAUCCAAAGAUAUACUUUAAGACCAUUCUUGAGCAUAACCCAUCCGCGAUCAACCACCUCCGGAAGCCACUAUUUCAAGACACAACAGCAAGAUCAUUCAACAUCAAUGAUCUCAAAACCGUUCUCUACGUUCUAGCAUUUUGUCUCUCACUUGCUAGCCUAGUGCUAAUAUUAGAACUUUUAUCAGUCAAGCACUUUUGGCAGAUAAUGACACGGAGGAUUCGCUUUUAA